AUGGCGGAAACAACUGUAGUAUUGACUGAUAAAACCUCCAAUCCGGGAAUCACAAUCGUCGCCAUCAAUCGACCCCAGAGAAAGAACGCAGUCGACCCUGCGACCGCAAAGCAGCUAUACGAGGCCAUUCUCGCCUUCGAAGAAGAUGCAACGCAGAAAGUCUGCGUCCUAACGGGCAUCGGGAACACAUUCUGCGCUGGAGCCGACCUGCACAAUGUCGCCCAGAAGACGGACGACUCUCCUCCAGCCGAGAACCUACAGCCCGUCAACAACCGCAACCUAGGUCCCAUGGGCCCCUCACGGCUGAUCGUGCAGAAACCGGUGAUUGCUGCUGUAGCCGGAUACGCCGUGGCGGGGGGACUAGAACUUAGCCUUCUUGCCGAUAUGCGCGUUGCCGAAGAAGACGCAGUCUUUGGCGUAUUCUGUCGCCGUUGGGGCGUCCCUCUAAUUGACGGCGGUACCGUCCGUUUACAAGCCAUCGUUGGCCUGGGACGCGCUCUCGAUAUGAUCCUGACUGGUCGUCCCGUGGGAGCUCAAGAAGCCCUCUCGAUGGGACUUGCCAAUCGCGUGGUGCCAAAGGGACAGGCUCUCCAGCAGGCACUGGAGAUUGCCAAGCAGCUUAUCGCGUUCCCGGAGCUCUGCAUGAACACGGAUCGUCGGUCUGCAUACUAUAGUGCCUACGAGGCAUCCUCUUUCCAAGAUGCCAUGUCCCAGGAGUUCAACGCCGGGGUUAAAGUCGUCUCGAAGGAGGCAAUUGCAGGCGCUGCCAAGUUCAGUAAAGGAGCCGGUCGGCAUGGUAGCUUCAAAGAGCUUAGCAAGCUUUGA
Penicillium daleae is the source of this 825-nucleotide messenger RNA. RefSeq names its product enoyl-CoA hydratase/isomerase family protein. The record is from RefSeq and is a predicted model, not a curated record. The transcript has a single exon. Gene Ontology annotation, molecular function: catalytic activity. The coding region runs from base 1 to 825 and encodes 274 amino acids. Lineage: Eukaryota; Fungi; Ascomycota; Eurotiomycetes; Eurotiales; Aspergillaceae.